ACUGACUGUUGUGUGGAAUUAUGUGAGGAACAAGGAGAAGGAACAAGGAUUUGGCCAGAGCUUGGGCUAUGGCAUACAAGAUUUUGCAAAGGGAUACAGAUACUUUUCAACUGCGUUGCCAUUUUUUUUGCUGAGGAAGUCAAUUUGAGGGGACCAGUGGUCGAUUUGUCACUGUUCUGCUGAAGGCUUCUGACACAACAACUGAGUGAUUUGGGACUUGGAGUGGCACACAAGAAACUUUAAAUAACACAAGGAAUGAACAACCCAUAACACUGACACUGACAACACCAGUUUUCUAACUAAAGGAGAAUCAACAAUAAUUGGCCAAACAUACAAGAAUCAGUCAUGCAUACAUGUGAUCUUACCAUACUGUUGGCUGUGCUGCUAUUGUGGGGGCCACUCUGGUCCAACGGUCAGAAUGACACAGAGCCCAUCAUUCUUGAGGGCAAAUGUUUGGUCGUAUGUGACUCCACACCUUCAUCUGAACCCGCUGGGAAUGCCCUGGGCAUGUCUGUCCGCUCAGGCAGCGGCCGAGUCGCUUUUUCUGCCAGCCGUCAGACCAACCAUGAACCUACGGACAUGAGCAAUCGCACAAUGAUCAUCUACUUUGAUAACAUCUUGGUGAACGUGGGCAGUCAUUUUGAUCAAGAGAGCAGCGUCUUCCUUGCACCAAGGAGAGGCGUUUACAGCUUCAACUUCCAUGUUGUGAAAGCUUACAAUAGACAGACCAUUCAGGUCAGCUUGAUGGUGAAUGGCUGGCCGAUGAUUUCCGCUUUCGCCGGGGACCAGGAUGUUACCAGAGAAGCAGCUACAAAUGCUGGUUUGGUGAUCAUGGAGAAAGGGGACAAGGCCUACCUGCGACUGGAGAGGGGCAACCUGAUGGGAGGCUGGAAAUACUCCACCUUCUCCGGCUUCCUGGUCUUCCCGUUGUGAACAAGCUGGAAGUUCAAUUAUUGUGAUGGUCAUAGAAGGAAUUUCGUUGGGAGUUGUUUCAUGUAAAGUUACAGAAAGCGAAACUAUUCCUUAACACAGAGAAAAGGGAACAGGUGAAUAUAAAGCAGUAGACUAAAUUUGCUUUGCUUGUGAGUACAGUAUAUCCAUUUAUUGAAUUUGUAUGACUGAUAUUGGAGUUGUGAACAGUACAUAAAGUAAACCUGUGCAUUGUAACCUGUGCAUUGUGGGGUUGUUUGCAAUUGAUUGUGAUGUCUUUUUCACCUCUCAUUUUAAUUAGUAAUGUCUUAAGGGGUACUGUUAAAUCUAUUUUACAUUGCUAAGCCUAUUUAUGCCUGCAUCAGCUGUUAAUUCACACUGAAAUUUCUAU
Molecule: messenger RNA, 1321 nt
Organism: Syngnathoides biaculeatus (alligator pipefish)
Lineage: Eukaryota; Metazoa; Chordata; Actinopteri; Syngnathiformes; Syngnathidae
Gene: cbln12
Product: cerebellin 12
Exons: 4
Coding region: 346-933 (195 amino acids)
Cellular component (GO): glutamatergic synapse; synaptic cleft
Molecular function (GO): protein binding
Source: RefSeq, a predicted model, not a curated record